Hyla sarda is the source of this 1863-nucleotide messenger RNA. RefSeq names its product alkaline phosphatase-like. Bases 188 to 1717 code for a protein of 509 amino acids. Gene Ontology annotation, cellular component: plasma membrane. Gene Ontology annotation, biological process: dephosphorylation. NCBI's taxonomy places the organism in Eukaryota, Metazoa, Chordata, Amphibia, Anura, Hylidae. The record is from RefSeq and is a predicted model, not a curated record. The transcript has 12 exons. Gene Ontology annotation, molecular function: alkaline phosphatase activity.
ACAGCAUGCCUGUUAAAUGAUUUCAGCAGGCAUCCCGCCCGAUUACCGGCAGUGAACGGAAAGGACGCAAGUUUACCUGUAUGCCCUUGGAUUUGGUGUGCGUUUCACAAUGUUUUAGGUAUAAUGUAACUAAGGGAAGACUGUGCUCCCUGCAGUAUCCAGUGAAGAAGGAACACACCUGAAGAAGAUGCAUUUGUUCCAUAAACCUUCAGUGCCUGUACUCAUCACAGCCUUGUGUAUCUUUCCAUUCUGCAAAGGAGCAGCUAUAUCCUUAGAAGCUGAGAAAAUCCCUCAGUACUGGAAUGAUAAUGCCAGGGAGACUUUAAAAGCUGCACUAAAUCUGGAUCCCAAUGUCAACAAGGCCAAGAAUCUCAUUAUGUUUUUGGGGGACGGGAUGGGCGUGCCAACAAUUACUGCAGCCCGUAUAUACCAAGGACAACUAGCAGGACAGCCUGGGGAGGAGAAUAUAUUAGAGAUGGAAAAGUUUCCAUACGUGGCUCUAUCUAAGGUGUACAAUGUAGAUGCACAGGUCCCUGACAGUGCGGGUACAGGUACAGCCUACUUGUGUGGAGUAAAAGGCAACUCUGGGACCCUAGGUGUGAGUGCAGCUGCAAAGUAUGGAGUAUGUACAAGCACCACUGGCAAUGAAGUAAAAUCCAUACUUCACCGAGCGAAAUUGGCAGGUAAAUCUGUAGGUAUCGUGACAACAACCCGCGUCCAACAUGCCUCUCCAGCAGCUGCCUAUGCACAUAGUGCCAACAGGAACUGGUACUCUGACAAUGAGAUGACUACGACUAUGAUUAACAAUGGUUGCAAGGACAUUGCCUACCAGCUGGUGCACAACACAGACAUUGAUGUAAUUUUGGGAGGAGGCCGAGCCUAUAUGAGUCCAAAGGGAACACCUGACCCAGAAUACCCAACCAGCACAUCAAACCAGGCUGUAAGAAAAGAUGGCCUCAAUUUAAUUGAUCUGUGGUUGAACAAGAGACAGGAGGCCAAGUAUGUUUGGAAUAAAAAAGACUUUGAUACCGUGAAUGAAAAUACAACAGAUUAUCUUAUGGGUCUUUUUGAGCCCAAAGACAUGAAAUAUGAACUUAGUCGUGACCCUUCCACGGACCCUUCCCUUGCUGACAUGACAGAGAAGGCCAUCAAGAUCCUGAGCAAAAAUCCCAAUGGAUUCUUUCUAUUUGUAGAAGGAGGUAGAAUUGACCACGGACACCAUGAUGGGAAUGCUAAGAAUUCACUGACUGAAGCUGUUGAGUUUGACAAAGCCAUCCGAAGAGCUGGAGAACUGACAUCAGAUUCCGAAACGCUGACAGUUGUGACUGCCGACCACUCUCACGUCUUCACCUUUGGUGGCUAUACAGACCGUGGCAAUAGUAUUUUUGGGUUGGCACCAAGUAAAGCCAGUGACCUUAAACCUUUCACUAGCCUCUUGUAUGGGAAUGGACUUGGAUUUAAGCUCACUAAUGGAGUACGGGAGGACAUCACCACUACUGAUACAGAAGCCAAUAACUACAGACAGCAGGCAGCUGUGCCGCUAGUGUCAGAGACACACGGAGGAGAGGACGUAGCUAUCAUGGCUAAAGGCCCAUUUGCCCACCUUUUCCAUGGCAUACAUGAGCAGAGUUACAUUGCCCACGUCAUGGCUUUUGCAGCCUGCCUGGAGCCCUAUACAGACUGUGAAGAUUUAAAGGCAAAAAUGCCCCCUGUGUAGAUUUUUGCAGCAGGUGCCCAUGUUGCUGGUGUGGUAAUAAGAGCGAAAAAUGUAUGAGAUGACCUGUUUGUAAUUUUUGUGAUCACGAGGCUUAUAAAAUGUGCUAUGAUAAUAAACCCACUUCAUCAUAAAUGGUAUAGUUUGUG